Molecule: messenger RNA, 1314 nt
Organism: Colletotrichum graminicola M1.001
Lineage: Eukaryota; Fungi; Ascomycota; Sordariomycetes; Glomerellales; Glomerellaceae
Exons: 3
Coding region: 1-1314 (437 amino acids)
Biological process (GO): endoplasmic reticulum calcium ion homeostasis
Cellular component (GO): endoplasmic reticulum
Molecular function (GO): calcium ion binding
Source: RefSeq, a predicted model, not a curated record
AUGGCCAACAUUCUCAACGGCCUCUUUGGAGGCUCCAAGUCCUCUGCAUCCCCGAUCCCUAGCGGAGACGCUGAUUUCGCAGACUUCGCAGGGGCUCCCGACCCGUCACCCACGCCCGGCGCCUUCACUGCUGCUCCCGGCGGCGCGACUCUCGGCGGUAGCUUGCCUGAGGCUACGGCUCGUCCCUACACGAAGUGGUACAAUGUCCACGAGCGUCACUCGCUCAGCGAGUUCAAGCUCGAGGGUGCCAUCCUAGCCGUCAGCGCCGUCAUCUUCCUUCUGCACAUCGUUGGCACGCGCCUCAACCGCAAGAAGGCUCAGACCUGGGCUUUCGCCCACGCGCCGUUGCUCAAGUCUGAAUUCGCCUCGGUCGGCUUCUCCCCGCGUUCGACCACCAACACCGAUCCCAAGGAUGCUGCCGGCUUGUUGCGCGAGAAUUCUCUCUUUGAGUUCGCCAGCUACAGCACGGGUCGCCAGAAUGUCGCGUUCAUGGACGUCAAGUUGACUCUGACCAAGCGCUUCAACCCGGCCCUGAGCAUCUUCGAGUCCGUCUCCAGCUUCUUCAUGGAUGCCGUCGAGACCCCCCAUGACUCUGUCGAGGCUAUCAUCUACCCCUUUGACGGCAAGGAACACCUCACCGUCCCCUCCAUCCCCGGCACCCACGAGCUGCGCAGCAAGGAAAACAAGAGCACCUACGACAACUUUGUCUGGGCCAUUGUCUCCAAGGACCGCAUGAAGCAGGUCCGCGACGACCGCUACGACGUCUCCAUCACCUUCACCAAGGACCAUGCCAAGCUCCCCAACUGGGUCACCGUCAUGAGCGAGAGCGCCGAGAUCACCGAGCAGCUUCUGACGCCUGAGCUCAUCAAGGCUGUCGAGUCUGCCGGCGACGCCUUUGACUACCUCAUCGUCUCCGACCAGCCCAUUGAGCGUCCCGCCACUCUGGAGGAGACCACCCCCCGCAAGCGCAUCUUCCUCCGCUACCGCAUCCCCUCCAACAACAACUACAACGACCUGUUGCCCAUUUUUGAGUACUUUGUCCGCAUCCCCGACGUCCUCGUCUCCGGCGCCCACUUCCGCCCCGAGGUCCUGCGCAAGGUGCGCAGCGUGCGCGAGGAGACCAUUGCCCAGCUCAAGAAGGCCGCCGACGCCGAGAAGGCGGAGGAGCGUGCGCUUGAGCGCGAGAAGCAGAAGAAGGCCAAGCGCGACGCCGAGCUCAGCGCCCUCGACGCAAAGGCCCAGAAGAAAUACCUCGAGAGGGAGCGCGAGCGCGACAUGAAGAAGAGCAUGAAGAAGCAGACCAUGCGCGGUUAG